This is a messenger RNA of Tigriopus californicus, 1150 nucleotides long. RefSeq lists its product as uncharacterized. The coding region runs from base 153 to 773 and encodes 206 amino acids. The transcript is spliced from 2 exons. The record is from RefSeq and is a predicted model, not a curated record. NCBI's taxonomy places the organism in Eukaryota, Metazoa, Arthropoda, Copepoda, Harpacticoida, Harpacticidae.
GCAUGCAUGAAUGUUUCUUGGCGCCUUCUCCGGACAACCAUAGAAAACAAAAGAACACCACCACCGCCCUCUACCGAUCUUUCCAGCUUCAAUCUCGGAAUCAAAACAAACCACAGUUCAGACAAUUAAACAGCCACAUGAACGAGUAAGUGAUGGAGGUUGACAGUUCCAACAAGAAGAAACGCCUCCCUCCCUAUCUAUACGACAGAGCAGGUCGCAAGAUUCGUGUGAUCACGUCUCCGCGCAACAUCCGCAUUCAGGAUGCCAAUAACGGAACGGGAAAAAACGCCCCCAAUGUGGACCAUGCUUCGAAACCAAGCAGUCCCAAUUCCAAUCAGGAGAUGACCGAAAGUUGCGUAGACUUACGUGCUCGGAUUGAACAGGUCCGCACCGACAUUCGAAAGUGUGAGGAAGAGGAGGAGAAGACUCGGAACACGGCCUCCACAUCAUGGAAUCGAGCGAUCGAUUUCCCGACACCAAAUGAAGCUUUGCUGGGGAUGCGUAAGCUUUUGACGACUCUAGAGGAACAAUUGCAUCAGCAGCAGCAAACAAAUGUAUCAAGAGUAACGGCGCCUGCAGGCCCAUCUGUCCAGACCUCCCCACUGAAAUCCAUAGAGUUCAAUAAAAGCAUCGCUUUCCAAGUGACCAAGACUCCAAACAAAUAUUCCAAAUCCACAAUGAAAACCCAUUUGUGGACAUCGGAUGGGAAGCGAAUCCGGAUCGUUUCCAAAAACAUCCGGAUAGUGGACAAAUCUGCGGCGAGUGAAUCUUAAGAAACCGCCGCGAUGCCUUGCAAGUUCUCGGGAUAAGGGAAAUUGGAUCCCAUAUUUUCAUCAAUCCAUCAAUGCCCCAACCUCGUUUCAAGAAGCUUUCGAAGGAAAUCUAAUCGGGAAAGUGAUGCGAGACUUGGUUUAUUCGUUUUUUUGACCGGUUUGGGUGAGAGUGUCCGUAAUUCGGUCACGUGCUAGACAAUUGGUUCGAUCUCAUUGCCUUCUUUGUGAUGCCAUGCCCUUCUCAACCAUCAGCCAUGUGCUAGUCUCAAAGCCCAAUCUGAAGCAAGGCUUUUUUCUAUUUGAUCUUGAGUUACCAAACGAAAGCUGGCAAGUAAAUUCGUUGCUUAGUUCAAUCUCGAAUAAACUCAAAAAUGACA